AGUCGCGUCGCCGACCUUCCCAAGAGUCCCAAGCAGCUUUCCUGGCAGCUGCUCAACACCAUGCCCCUUGUUCUUUCGCUCUCCGCACGUACCCUCUCAAAACCAUAGCAAGAUGCAAGACAAAAUGGACUUUGUCGGGCAGGGACUCGCUGCGAAUUUCCUCCACUCGCUACUUAUCGUCUCGGGCGUUCUCGCCGUUGUGGCCGGCUUUGUUCUGCAGGACCUGUUUGUGACGGCUGCCAUCUUGGUUGCCGGUACACUUAUCACAGCGUUGGUCACCGUCCCAUCUUGGCCAAUGUACUGCCGCCAUCCCGUCACGUUUCUUCCCAAAGUCACACUCCACGAACCAGCAGAAAGCGAAAUUGAGGAGGUGGCUGAGAAAACGAUAUGGAGUAGGAUUCUGGGGCUGUUGGUGUAAGAGCUCGGGGCGUGUCCUGAGGACCACCACGCGUGGAAGGCUGAUCCUGAAAAUGGAGGAGAGGAGGAACGAGUGAUUCGAUGCGUGCCCGCUUGGCGAAUCAGAAGGAGGUGGAAUUGAGGAGAUCGUGUCCGAAUGACAGCUACGCAGUGCAUCAGGGAAUCAGUCACUCGCAUUAGGUCCUUCACCGCGUGAGCGGCAAAGUGCCAGAAAGUAGUCACGAGCGAGCCAGGCCGGCGACAGCGACAGCGACAAGCGCUCCGGGCAGCAGAUGUGUGCAUGAACUAUCUUGUCUGCUCCACCGUGUCGACAAACAGAACAAGUGAUCGCACAUGGGGAUUGUACAUAACAACU
Molecule: messenger RNA, 772 nt
Organism: Fimicolochytrium jonesii
Lineage: Eukaryota; Fungi; Chytridiomycota; Chytridiomycetes; Spizellomycetales; Powellomycetaceae
Product: microsomal signal peptidase 12 kDa subunit-domain-containing protein
Exons: 3
Coding region: 113-418 (101 amino acids)
Biological process (GO): protein targeting to ER
Cellular component (GO): endoplasmic reticulum membrane; signal peptidase complex
Source: RefSeq, a predicted model, not a curated record